Messenger RNA from Oryzias latipes (Japanese medaka), 1984 nucleotides. It is a transcript of the gene tuft1a, whose product is annotated as tuftelin 1a. The record is from RefSeq and is a predicted model, not a curated record. Gene Ontology annotation, cellular component: intracellular anatomical structure. Gene Ontology annotation, biological process: intracellular signal transduction. Lineage: Eukaryota; Metazoa; Chordata; Actinopteri; Beloniformes; Adrianichthyidae.
UGAGGAGGUGAGAAGUUACGAUCGAGAGGCAGAGAACUCACAGGGAGCAGCGGCGGCAAGAGGCCUUCAUUCCUAGCGGUUCGUUUAUUUAUUGUGGUGCAGCAUUCAAGAUGAACGGGAUGACGAGAAGUCUGUGCACCUUUGAGGACGUGAGGAACCAAGAAUAUGUGGAGGGGUGCAGGCGACUGCGGCUCACACUCCACGACCAGAGCGAGGCGGCUCGGAGCUCGGAGCAGCACCGGGACAAGCCAGUCGGGCGAGCUUUUGCAGUGGUGCAGCCAGCCAGUGAGCGGCCGACUCUGAGCGCAGAGCCUGUGAAGUCCACAGAGGAGCAGGUGGAGACCAUAAAGGUGUAUCUGGAGGCUCGCAGACAAGAGCAGCAGAACCAACAGCAGAACCUGAAGAUGCUGUCAGACGAAGUCUCACAGAUACAGGAGGUGAGGUAUUGCCUGAAAACCCUGAGGGAGCAGAUGGCAGCUAAAAGCAAGCCGCACACAAACGGGUGGAAGGUCAGCAUUCCUUUCAGAAAGAGCUCCUCGUCCGUCCCCAAAGAAUCGGCCAGAGCCAACACGCAGGAUGUAGACGACGAAGCGGAGAGAGACAACCUGAGAGAGGUCAGCAAGCGCUUAUAUGCUCAGCUGCAGGAUGCAGAGAAAAAACAUCUGGAGGAGAAAGAGAAACUCCAGGCUGAGGGCUACCAGCUUAAAAAACGUCUCAGUGAGCAGGAGAAGAAGUUGAGGAGUGCAGAGGAAGCAGGCGAUCAGAAGGACUUGCGCAUCGAAGAGCUCCAGAGGCUUCUGGGAGGAAUGGAGCAGGAGAGCGCCACCCUCAGGGAGGAAUUCCAACGCCGUGAGAACGAACUGAAGGAGCUGCGGAGGAUCAGAGAAGAUGGCCACAAAGGGGAGCAAAGGUCUGAACAGUUGGAGAAAGAGGUCGCUAUUCUCAAAGAAAAGAUCCACCAUCUGGAUGAUAUGCUGAAAAGCCAACAGAGGAAAGUCAGACACAUGAUUGAACAGCUCCAGAACUCGCGCAUGGUGCUUCAGGAGCGGGACCGCGUGAUCAAAGACUUGGAGGAGAAAGUGGCGUUUUUGGAAGCCGAGAAUCGAGAAAUGCAUGACCAGGUGGACUACUUUCUGGGAGGACAAAGGCCAAAAUCCUACCAUUCAUCGGAGCGCAACCCCCAGAUUGUUUACAGUAAGCCACUGAAGCUGUCCACCUCCUCCAACAAACCGCUCCCUUUCAUCAAAGUCAUCGAGAUCAAGUCAUGAAGGAUGGAAAGAAAAGAGGAGAAGGACAGAGGAGCACUUACACACCACCUGACUGCAGAAUUUAGACAGCAGCUCUGCUGACAACAGACUGACCUAUAAGGAGAUCAGAGCUGAGCCUUCCAAUACUGCAGCUGCAACUUCACUAACUUUCAAUUUUCAAUUGACCUCCUUUUCCUUGCUCUGGUUUGGUGACCCGUUUAGCAUUUAUGAUGUCGUAUGAAAACUGCAUCUUUAUCGUUUUACAAGUUCACAGCCUCAUAAAGUAAUGUAGCAUCAAUGUAAUGAAGAUGAAGUGGUGUCAUGACAACAAAACAUGCUAACUGGUCCUGAAUUUUGUGUUUUAAUAGUUACUCACCCAUGACUGCAGUUGUUGUGCCUAUGAUAUUGUGCUUUGAAAAGUAGCUGUUGACUAUAUUAAAAACUAUUUGGAUUUUGUUUCAUUAGUGAUUGAACUAAAAAAAAGGCACUUUAGACACUCAAAUGAAAGAUAGUGCAUUUGUGUUUUAGCCUUCUCAGCACCUCUAGACUUCAAUUCCCCAUCAUUUUGCUUUUGUACAGAUGUUUUGUUGUUUGUGAUGCGGUGUUUUAAUUUUUUAACUUCCCUGUGUUUUAUUUAUUUAUUUUAAUAACCUGUCAACUGUUUGAUAGAGACGCUUGUAAAAAGGCUAAUCUGUAAUAUGCGUUUGUGCUUUUCUGAAUAAAAGGCUUUGAAUUAA